UGUAUUUCUUUAUUCGUUUGCGUUUCCUUCCUAGAAAGUGAUCCAUUUUCUUGCUUUUCCUUCCUGGCGUAAUUGGUCCGAGAGAAGUCGAAUCCGGAAUUGGGAAUUGGGAAUUGAGAAUUGAGAAAGAAUGCAACAUCCAAGGUAUUAUCCAGAGGGGCAAUCAGAAGCCCAAGCCCCAGCCCAAGCACCUUCCUCUCCUCUGUCAUACAAUUGGGCCUCUGCCCCUCCCUACGGGGAAGUAGCUGCCCAGGGCAAUGCUCACGCUCAAUAUUAUCCCCCGGGGGACUAUCAUGCUGCGGAUCACAUCAAUUAUGGGUACAAUCCUGCAGCUGGAUACCCAAAUUCCUUUUCUCAGUAUCCGUUAUCAACUCCAACCGCGACCGCAGCGGCAGCUCCUCACCAAUUUGCUUCACAACCGCAGUCGACAACGCUAUCGUCUGAUUACGGCUACACCAAUCCGCCAGCCCUCUUUUACACCUCGCCCUCUCUCCCUAAUCCUAUUUCUAACCCUAACCCUAACCCAAACCCUAAUGUGUUAUCCUAUGCUCAACCACCUGAGAGCCGGGGGUAUCCCUUUGAAUAUCCACAGGGAUUCUAUGAAACCACUCCACCCUCGAGCAGCAGUUUUGAGGCGGAUGAUGGUGGUUUCGGUGGGGAGGUGUAUGCCUACGAUGGGGGCCGAAUGGAGCCAUAUGGUGCGCGAGGAACAGGAUCGUCCAUGGAGCCGUAUGGUACCCGAGGAGCAGGAUCAUCCACGGAGCCGUAUGUUGCUCGAGGAACAGGGUCAUCGACGACCUUUGAUGACUAUGGCAAUUUGACAAAGAUAACCAAGGCUGUUCCCAAGACUGAAUCACACGAUGAGGGAAACGGAAUACAGAAAUUCAGAGUUAAGAUCCUCCCCGAUUCCUCUUCUGCUUCUGCUUCUGCUUCUGCUUCUCACGCUUCCAUGGAUGUCCUUUGCCAGAUUGGUUUGGAUGGACUUCGGAUGUUGGACCCCAGUACUUUCAAAACAUUGAGAAUCUACCCGCUUGACACUAUAACAAGAUGGGAGGUGACAGAUCCCUCGGUGUAUACAUUCUGGGCAAAAAGUUCAGUUGAUAUUGAACCAAGGCGUAUAAGGUUACAAUCAAACCGCUAUACUACAAGUACAAUUCUUGAUACAGUGGCUGCUGCUUGUGUUCAGAUUCGAGAAAUGGCCGAGGACAAAAGUAAUAGUCAUGCUGACACAAAUAAAUUGUCAGAGCAGCUUACGGAGAGAAAGAAAGCGUCAAUUGCAGAAUGGAUGAUAUUGAGAAAACCUGCAGAAGAAAAACAACAUUGGGUACCUGAUGAGGCUGUGACGAAAUGUACAGCAUGUGGAACAGAUUUUGGAGCAUUUUGCCGAAGGCAUCAUUGUAGAAACUGUGGUGACAUUUUUUGUGACAAGUGUACGCAAGGGAGGGUUGCCCUUACUGCAGACAAGGAUGCUCAACCUGUGCGAGUUUGUGAUCGAUGUCUGGCAGAAGUUACACAAAGAUUGGCUGGUACAAAGGAAACGAGCCACAAGGAUACAACACAACGGACACAUGACGAUUUAGCAAAAAGACUUCUGGAAGAAAUGGGUCGAAAUCGCAAGGUGAACACUGAGUCUGGUGGCAGUAGUGGCCCAUCUUCUAUUUGGUCCAGCCAGUCCAAUUCAGAGGGAUCUACUAAACGCACAAAGGAGGUUGCUUGUCCAACAUGUACAGUUCACUUACAGGUCCGAGUACCAAGUUCUGGUACAGAAACAGUAGAGUGUGGUGUUUGCCAACACCCUUUUCUUGUUAGUGCACGUUGAUAUCACUGCAGCAGCUGUUAGCUGUUUCUGAUUAUACAUUGCUAGUUCAAAUAUAAAUGUUUAAUAUGUAAUGUUGCAGCUGAUUGUUUUACUUUACUUGAGGAGUGCAGAUUUAUGCUUUGUGAAGGUGGUAAUGGCAUAAAGCUUAAAUAAAUGCCUGGAUUCUGUGAUGUAUCUAUUUCACAUAAACUGGAUACAAUGCAGCACGGAUAUGCUUGUUAUGUUUUUGUUCAAGUAAUCUGUGAAAAGUAUAUUUGGCAUUAGUAUUCAAUUAAUAUUUAAUUUCAUAAUUUUUGUGUAUACAAUUUUUUAAUUAUUGCUAUAUGAUAAGGAGUUCACAACA
Cryptomeria japonica (Japanese cedar) is the source of this 2162-nucleotide messenger RNA. RefSeq names its product protein FREE1. Gene Ontology annotation, biological process: intralumenal vesicle formation; multivesicular body assembly. The record is from RefSeq and is a predicted model, not a curated record. Gene Ontology annotation, molecular function: metal ion binding; ubiquitin binding. The transcript has 10 exons. Bases 131 to 1819 code for a protein of 562 amino acids. Lineage: Eukaryota; Viridiplantae; Streptophyta; Pinopsida; Cupressales; Cupressaceae. Gene Ontology annotation, cellular component: ESCRT I complex; late endosome membrane.